Messenger RNA from Raphanus sativus (radish), 1335 nucleotides. RefSeq names its product proline-rich extensin-like protein EPR1. Bases 71 to 1039 code for a protein of 322 amino acids. The transcript has a single exon. The record is from RefSeq and is a predicted model, not a curated record. NCBI's taxonomy places the organism in Eukaryota, Viridiplantae, Streptophyta, Magnoliopsida, Brassicales, Brassicaceae.
CAUUUUCCUCAUCCCACUCAAAAACAAACAAAAGAACUAGCGUAAGGCAAAAAGGGUCACGCUCUCUGCAAUGGCGAUAAAAAGCACCUCCUUAGCCAUUUGCCUACUCUUUUCUUUGGCCACCAUAGCCACUGCGUACUACUCUCCCUCAUCUCCUCCGGUUCACCAGUCACCGGGUUACACCCACAAGCCUACACUCCCACCUCCAGUUUACACUCCACCAGUUUACAAGCCAACCCUUCCUCCUCCGGUCUACACUAAACCAACUCUUCCACCUCCCGUCUACAUUCCACCGGUUUACAAGCCAACUCUUCCUCCUCCCGUCUACAAAAAUUCUCCAAGCUAUUCUCCGCCUUCAUAUGUCCCAAAACCAACUUAUUCUCCACCCACCAAGCCAUACGUCCCAAAACCAACAUACACUCCACCCACCAAGCCAUAUGUUCCAAAGCCAACCUACACUCCUCCCACCAAACCAUAUGUUCCAAAACCAACCUACACUCCACCCACCAAGCCAUAUGUCCCAAAGCCAACCUACACCCCACCCACUAAGCCAUAUGUUCCAAAACCAACAUACACUCCUCCCACCAAGCCAUAUGUUCCAAAACCAAUCUACAGGCCUCCCACCAAGCCAUAUGUCCCAAAGUCAACCUACACCCCACCCACCAAGCCAUAUGUUCCAAAACCAACAUACACUCCUCCCACAAAGCCAUAUGUUCCAAAACCAAUCUACACGCCUCCCACCAAGCCAUAUGUCCCAAAGCCAACCUAUACUCCUCCCACCAAGCCAUAUGUUCCAAAACCAAUCUACAGGCCUCCCACCAAGCCAUAUGUCCCAAAGCCAACCUACACCCCACCCACCAAGCCAUAUGUUCCAAAACCAACAUACACUCCUCCCACCAAGCCAUAUGUUCCAAAACCAAUCUACACGCCUCCCACCAAGCCAUAUGUCCCAAAGCCAACCUACACCCCGCCUACCAAGCCAUAUGUUCCAAAACCAACAUACACUCCUCCCACGAAGCCAACCACUCCUAAAUACUGAUGAUGAUCAGAUUAAUAUGGUGAUGAUCUUGCAUACAAAAUAUAUGAGGUCACCUUGAUCAAUUUAUUGUAAUUUGAAAACUUCUCCCUUCAAAUUUUUCUUUUGUUAAACCCCAGUUCUCAAAAAAAUGUUCAUUUGUUUCUUUGUACCAAUUUCAUUUGAUUCGUUGCAUUACCGAUGCAAUCUUUCUUUUUGGUUAUGUUAUGUUUUGCAAUUGUAUUUAAUGGUGUUUGAUCUAUAAGACUGCUUAUAUAAAUAUAUAAAAAUUUAAUACUAUAAUAAAUUUUGUCCUCAUU